UCGCGCCCGUUGCGAUUAAAGUUCCGAGUUCGGAAUUCUCCCGACUUUUUUUUUUCAAGAUUACUUUUUUUGGGUUUAACCUUUUUGUUGCAAGUGCGUGUGAGUGAGUGUUCUGUUGGAGCAAGGAUUGAUCGCUGAGAGAUCUUUUAUCAGUUGUUGAAGUUUUAGAAAAGUUUAUUACCUUAAAAAAACAAAAUAAAUUGUGCCAGUUAUAAAUGUAAGAUCAACUGUUGACUAGUUAUUAAAAAGUGCACUGAAAAAACGAUUCCUUUAGAAAAACGUGAAGAUCAAGUGAUCGUGAAGUUAACCUGUGACUAAACCCCUAAAGCAAAAUGGCCUACACGGGACUGGUUCUGGCCGUGCUGACGAUCAUUCUGUCGGUGGUGUGCUACUUCAAGAUCCUGUACGAGUGGCACCGGAAGGUGCGAGUGCAAACAGUGCGAUCCUCGCGGAAGCAGCCCUCGGCCACGCAGCAGGUGGCCACCCCCCAGCACGGUGGCGAAGAUCAGUUGGAAACGUUCUCGCAGGCGCCGGGCCCGAUGCCGUGGCCGAUUCUGGGCAGUCUGGCCAUCCUCGGCAAGUACGAGGUCCCGUUCGAGGGCUUUACGGCGCUGGCCCGGAAGUACGGCGACGUGUACAGCCUGACGCUGGGCACGAACCGGUGCCUGGUGGUCAACAGUCUGGAGCUGAUCCGGGAGGUGCUGAACCAGAACGGGCGCUACUUCGGGGGCCGGCCGGACUUUUUGCGGUUCCACAAGCUGUUUGGAGGGGAUCGGAAUAAUUCGCUUGCUUUGUGCGAUUGGUCGUCGCUGCAGCAGAAGCGUCGCAACCUGGCCCGGAAGCACUGCUCGCCGAGUGACGCUUCGAGCUACUACCAGAAGAUGAGCGAGGUCGGGGUGGCCGAGAUGCACCAGUUCAUGGACCAGCUGGACGAGGUCGUGGUGCCGGGGCGGGACUUUAAGAUCAAGCCGCUGAUCAUGCAGGCCUGCGCGAACAUGUUCAGCGAGUACAUGUGCUCGGUGCGGUUCGACUACAACGACGCCGGGUUCCAGCAGAUGGUGCGGAACUUUGACGAGAUCUUCUGGGAGAUUAACCAGGGCUACGCGGUGGACUUUUUGCCCUGGUUGGCGCCGUUUUACCACAAGCACAUGAACAAGCUGAGCCGUUGGUCGGCGGACAUUCGGGAUUUCAUUCUGGAGCGGAUCGUCAACGAGCGCGAGCAGAACUUUGGAGAGGACGAGCCGGAGCGGGACUUUACGGAUGCGCUGCUGAAGAGUUUGAGGGAGGAUCCGUGCGUUACGAGAGAUACGAUCAUGUACAUGCUGGAAGAUUUCAUUGGAGGUCAUUCGGCCAUUGGAAAUUUGGUCAUGCUGGCGCUGGGUUAUAUCGCGAAACAUCCGGAAAUUGGAGAUAACAUCCAGCAGGAGAUCGAUCACGUGACGGAGGGAGGUCAACGGAACGUAACUCUGUACGACACGGAGAGCAUGCCUUACACCGUGGCCACCAUCUUUGAAGUGCUCCGGUACUCGUCGUCCCCGAUCGUACCCCACGUGGCCACCGAAGAUACCUGCAUUGCCGGCUACGGCGUGACCAAGGGCACGAUCGUGUUCAUCAACAACUACGAUCUGAACACCAACGAAAAGUACUGGGAAGAACCGAAGCGCUUCAACCCGAAACGGUUCAUCGAGAGUGCCACUCUGGCCCAGAUCCGGACGGACCUGGUCGACUCUCCGACGGCCACCCAGGACCUCACCAGUAUCAUCAAGAGCAACAACAUUGACGCCUCCAACGAAAACCAGAAGCAAAUUCUGCGCGUCAAGAAGAACAUCCCCCACUUCCUGCCCUUCAGCAUCGGCAAGCGGACGUGCAUCGGCCAGAACCUGGUCCGGGGCUUCAGCUUCAUCAUCCUGGCCAACAUCUUGCAAAAGUACAACGUUCACUCGAACGAUCCGGCCGCGAUCAAAAUGUACCCCGCGUGCGUAGCCGUCCCGCCCGACACCUACCCGAUCGCGUUCACGCAGCGAACUGUCAAAACAGCCUGAGAACGCACCCCACGCGCGCAGUAGGCGCUGCCCUGUUGUAAAUAGUCUCUAAAUUAUUUCCCCACCCCCGCAGUCUAUUCUAAUUAGUAUUUUCGAAAAAUUAUCCUUACUAGCCGUGUAAGACACAUUUUCUCACCCUUAGAAACGAGUGAUGCACUUAAAGCACCCCCCCCUUUCCCCACACGAUUCCGUGUUAGGAUCCCCCCGCGUAGCAUAAUUCUCAAAAAAGAAAAAUCGAGUAUUUUACCCCUCCCCCACCCCGUAAUGUUAUCUAGUUUGUAGAGAACGCUCCAACGCUCCCCAACCGGGACAAACAAACUCAAACCAGCAAAGCAAUGACAUAAAAAAACAA
This is a messenger RNA of Culex quinquefasciatus (southern house mosquito), 2394 nucleotides long. RefSeq names its product cytochrome P450 307a1 (gene spo). Bases 333 to 2042 code for a protein of 569 amino acids. Gene Ontology annotation, molecular function: heme binding; monooxygenase activity; iron ion binding. The transcript has 2 exons. The record is from RefSeq and is a predicted model, not a curated record. NCBI's taxonomy places the organism in Eukaryota, Metazoa, Arthropoda, Insecta, Diptera, Culicidae.